AUGUCCGAACUACUUGGAAGCCGAGAAUUGAAGCCAGUCUCCGAGUGUCAUCACUCUCCACAAUGCCAUCUAUGCGAGCCGAACCCAUAUAUACUUACCUCUGUUAUCGAGAACGAGCGUGCUCGCCGGUUAGCAGCGCAACAGUUUGCGAAGAUGGAGACAGAGUUCGACAACUUAUCAGAGAAUGCACCUGCGUACGACGACGGUGGCUCGCUAAUGAUAGACUUCCUUGACAGGUUUUUUCUGGCAUUGGAGGAGGAGAUCAAGUUGGUUACAAAGUUAUCAAAUGUUCUAAAAGAACGCACUGAAAACCCCGAAAUCUAUAUCGCUAUAGGAAGACUCUCCGAAAUUGAGUUCAACCGAGCUUAUACUUCUUUAAAGCAGAAUCCCAACCGCCAGUUACGAAGAGAGCUAGCCCAGAACUCUCAGGAUUGCGAUAACUGCUUUUGCUCUUCUGGGCGGUUACUUGGGUCCUUAAAGGUGGAUCAUAUAAAUAACAAACCUGGCCAAAGCCCCCCAUCCUAUGAUAUAGCGGCUAGUGUUCGGAAAGCGAGUGAUAGUGCUCCCGCAAAGCCGCAUCGGAGUUUUUGGAAGAAAUUUUGGAGAUGUUGA
Molecule: messenger RNA, 612 nt
Organism: Penicillium vulpinum
Lineage: Eukaryota; Fungi; Ascomycota; Eurotiomycetes; Eurotiales; Aspergillaceae
Exons: 1
Coding region: 1-612 (203 amino acids)
Source: RefSeq, a predicted model, not a curated record